This is a messenger RNA of Helianthus annuus (common sunflower), 570 nucleotides long. RefSeq lists its product as uncharacterized. Bases 1 to 570 code for a protein of 189 amino acids. Lineage: Eukaryota; Viridiplantae; Streptophyta; Magnoliopsida; Asterales; Asteraceae. The record is from RefSeq and is a predicted model, not a curated record. The transcript is spliced from 2 exons.
AUGCUAACUGGAUGGAAGGGUACAACAUCAGACUCAAGAAUUAUAAAGAAUGCGCUUACUAGAGAUGAUAAACUAGUCAUUCCAACUGGUAGAUAUUGUUUAGUAGACGUGGGUUUACCUCACACGAGUACCCUAAUAGCACCAUAUAGAGGUGUUAGGUAUCAUUUGAAAGAGUACUCCAUGCACGCCCCUGAGAAUGCAAAGGAGUUGUUUAACCUUCGUCAUGCAUCAUUACGCAACGUAAUUGAACGAGCAUUUGGUGUCCUAAAAAAGAGGUUUCCUAUUAUUAGAAGUACAGCGGAACCAUUGUACUCGUGCGAAACACAGUCUAGCAUCUUUUUAGCAUGUUGUAUUUUACACAACUUUUUACUAGAGGAAGAUCGUGACAAAGAUCUUAAAGAUGAGGUCAUACAAGAGGUGUUAGAUGGACCACAAAAGGAAGAAAGUCAAAUUACAAGAGACAUACGUGAGGGUAGUACGAGAUCCGAAAAACUAAGGAACUCAACUGCAAAUGAAAUGUGGACCAACUAUUUGAAUUAUCCAAACAAUGAAAUAGAUAUGUCAAAGUAG